This is a messenger RNA of Acaromyces ingoldii, 1401 nucleotides long. Its product is annotated as glycoside hydrolase. Gene Ontology annotation, cellular component: cell surface; extracellular region. NCBI's taxonomy places the organism in Eukaryota, Fungi, Basidiomycota, Exobasidiomycetes, Exobasidiales, Cryptobasidiaceae. The transcript has a single exon. The annotation marks the transcript as partial. Gene Ontology annotation, molecular function: beta-glucosidase activity. Gene Ontology annotation, biological process: glucan catabolic process. The record is from RefSeq and is a predicted model, not a curated record.
GGCUGGGUGAAGCGCAGGCCAUUGGUUGCCUCGCUCAUUGCCCUGGCUAUUGUCGCAGCUAUCGCCGUCGGCGUGGCGCUGGGCGUGGUGCUUGGGAACAAGUCGGACGCAACCAAGAAUGGCAGCUCCGCAUCGCCGGACAACAACGCGGCACAGGGCAGCACAGGCAGCAACGGUGGCGUGGCCAGCAACGGCACCUCGACUAGCACGAAUGGCUCCACGACUGCAAAGGCUGUCACACCUCUGCCCGCUUGGAACCUGACGGACCCAAACACAAAGAUGAUUGGCGUCUCCCUCGGCAACUGGCUCGUCCUCGAGCGGUGGAUGGACGAGGACUGGAUGACGUCGACGGGCGGCGACGAUGCCUGGGACGAGUGGACCUUCACCCAGAACCUCGGUGCCGACAAGGCAAAGGCUGCGCUGACCGACCACUGGAACUCGUGGGUGACCGAGGCCGAGAUCGACACGCUCAAGUCUGUCGGCAUCAACACUGUCCGGAUCCCCGUCGGCUACUGGGCCUUUGUCCCUGCUGCCUCGGGCGAGCCCUACGUCGCACAGGCCGGUCAGACGGACCAGAUCACAAAGAUGCUCGGCUGGCUCUACGACCGUGGCAUGUACGCCAUGAUUGACCUCCACGGCAUGCCUGGCUCGCAGAACGGAGACCAGUCAUCGGGCCACAACACGACGAACCAGCAGUGGUGGAGCGACACCAACCAGGGCUACUCGUACACGGUGCUCAACGCGACCAUCGAAUUCAUCAAGACGAACAAGUACUCGUCGGUGGUGCACAGCGUGUGCAGCGUCAACGAGCCGCAGAUCUACAGCGACUCGAACAAAAAGGCGAUUGCGACAAAGUGGUACGAGGCCAGCUACAAUAUGCUCAAGGCCGCGGGCCUCAUCUUUGUCUUCCACAAUGGCUUCGGACAGCCCGACGACUGGGUCGACUUUGCCACGGGCAAGGACCCCAAUUACAUUGCCUACAGCACCAACCCUUACCCCGGCUGGUUCCCCGCCAAGACGAACGCAGAUUCGAUUACCAGCGCCGUCUGCACGCUCGCCCAGCAGGCUGUGGGCUACCCCGUCCCGAUGAUCUACACCGAGUGGUCCGUUGUCAAUGGCGUCCAGACCGACUCGUUUGACCAAUCGUACUACAACACUCAGCUCAGCGCCUAUGGCUGGUCCGCCGGCUCGUCUUUCUGGAGCUUCAAGACCGUCCACUCCACCAACCGGGUUCUGGCCGAGACGAACAACGUCAUGGACAUGUACAGUCUCCUCACGCUCAUCUCGCAAGGUCUCGUGCAGAAGCCGUCGAACCCCAACGAGAGCGGGCUCGACAUGCUCAAGGGCCUCAACAACACGGGCUGCGGCGACAUUCCCACCGUCAAGUGGACCAACCCCUCG